Messenger RNA from Notothenia coriiceps (black rockcod), 4875 nucleotides. RefSeq names its product low-density lipoprotein receptor-related protein 1B-like. Gene Ontology annotation, cellular component: plasma membrane; signaling receptor complex. Bases 1 to 4875 code for a protein of 1624 amino acids. Lineage: Eukaryota; Metazoa; Chordata; Actinopteri; Perciformes; Nototheniidae. Gene Ontology annotation, molecular function: low-density lipoprotein particle receptor activity; protein binding. The transcript is spliced from 29 exons. The record is from RefSeq and is a predicted model, not a curated record.
AUGUUAUUCUCUACAGGGAAGUGUAUAACAAAGAGCUGGGUGUGCGACGGGGACAUUGACUGCGAGGACCGCUCAGAUGAAGAGUCCUGUGAGACUGCCAUCUGUAAGCCCCCCAAGUACCAUUGUGCCAACGACACUUCCGUCUGCCUCACACCGGAUAAGAUCUGCAACGGAAAAGUGGACUGCGCAGACCGCUCGGAUGAAGGCCCCAUCUGCGAUAUGUGUCUUGUAGCCAGAGGGGGCUGCAGUCACCAGUGCACAGUUGCACCAGGGAAAGGGGUCGUGUGUUCCUGUCCCCCUGGGCUUCACUUGGACUCCAGUAACAAGACGUGUGAGGUGGUGGACUACUGCAGUCGUCACCUGAAGUGCAGCCAGGUGUGUGAGCAGUACAAGACAACGGUGAAGUGCUCCUGUUAUCCGGGAUGGACGUUGGAGCCAGACGGAGACAGCUGCCACAGCACGGAUCCCUUUGAGGCUUUCAUCAUUUUCUCAAUCCGGCACGAGAUAAGACGAAUAGACCUUCACAAGCGGGACUACAGCCUGCUGGUGCCGGGGCUGAGGAACACCAUCGCGCUCGACUUCCACUUUAAUCACAGCCUCCUUUACUGGACAGAUGUGGUGGAGGAUAAGAUCUACAGAGGAAGGCUCUCCGAGACUGGCGGGGUAACGGGGAUUGAAGUUGUGGUGCAGCACGGACUGGCCACUCCGGAGGGCCUGGCUGUGGACUGGAUCACAGGGAAACUCUACUGGAUUGACAGCAAUCUGGACCAGAUCGAGGUGGCUAAGCUUAACGGAGAUAUGCGCACCACGCUGAUCGCCGGGGGCAUGGAGCAUCCGCGGGCCAUCGCUCUCGACCCGGGCCAGGGGAUCCUCUUCUGGACCGACUGGGAUGCUACCUUCCCUCGAAUCGAGGCUGCGUCAAUGAGCGGAGAAGGUCGACACAUCGUCUUCAAGGAUAUGGAAAUCGGUGCCUGGCCUAAUGGACUGACACUGGAUCAUUUGGAAAAGAGGAUUGUUUGGACGGAUGCACGCUCCGACGCCAUUUUCUCUGCACUCUAUGAUGGAAGUGGGGUCAUAGAGAUCCUCAGGGGCCAUGAGUACCUGUCCCAUCCCUUUGCGGUGUCUCUUUUUGGAGGCAGUGUCUACUGGACCGACUGGAGGACGAACACUUUGGCGAGAGCCAAUAAGUGGACGGGGGGAAAUGUCACAGUCAUCCAGAAGACAAGCGCUCAGCCUUUUGACUUGCAGAUCUUCCACCCCAGCAGGCAGCCACAAGCCUCCAACCCAUGUGAGGAGAAUGAUGGAAGUGGUCCCUGUUCGCAUCUGUGUCUCAUCAAUUACAACCGCACUGCGUCCUGCACCUGUCCACACCUGAUGAAGCUUUCUCCCAACAAACAAUCCUGCUUUGCGUUGAAAAGGUUCCUCCUGUACGUCCGGCGGUCUGAAAUCCGCGGCGUGGACAUAGACAACCCGUAUAUGAACGUCAUGACAGCGCUAACGGUGCCGGACAUAGAUGAUGUCACCGUGGUGGACUAUGAUGCCCAGGAGGAGAGGAUCUACUGGGCUGACAUCAAAACCCAGAGCAUCAAACGGGCCUUCAUCAAUGGCACCCAGCUGGAAACCAUCAUAAAUGCAGACAUAGCCAACUGCCGUGGUCUGGCUUUAGACUGGCUUUCCAGGAACUUAUACUGGCUCAGCUCCGAAAAUGACGAGUCACAAAUCAAUGUGGCCCGCUUUGAUGGCUCCCUGAAGACCUCCAUCAUCCACGGCAUUGAUAAGCCAAGGUGCCUUGUAGUGCACCCCGCCAAGGGAAAAAUCUAUUGGACAGAUGGCAACACCGUUAACAUUGCCAACAUGGACGGGAGUAACAGCAAGGUCCUCCACCAGAAUCAAAGGGAUCCUGUAGGUCUCUCAAUAGACUACACUGCCAACAAGCUGUACUGGAUAAGCUCGACCAAUGGCACUAUCAACAGGUGCAAUCUGGACGGCAAUGGGCUGGAAGUGCUGGAGACUCUAAAGAGGGAGUUAUCCAAAGGCACCGCUCUGGCUGUGAUGGGAGGAAAACUCUGGUGGGCAGAUGAGGAAUCGGCACAGCUGGGAACGGUAACCAAGAGAGACGGGCGCAACCCUGUGAUCCUGAGAAACAAGACGAGUGGGGUUGUUCAUAUGAAAGUGUACGACAGGGAGGGUCAGAAAGGAAGAAACCAGUGCCAGAUCAACAACGGAGGAUGCUCACAGCUCUGCUUCCCAACUUCCGAGAACACCCGGAGCUGCUCCUGCACUGUUGGCUACAACUUGCGUAGCGACCGUAUGUCUUGUGAGGGUGUUGAUUCAUUUCUGAUGUACUCCAUCCACGAGGGAAUCCGGGGAAUGGCUCUUGAGCCAAAUGACAACAGCGAGGCCCUCAUGCCCAUUACUGGAACACUGUUUGCUGUGGGAGUUGACUUUCAUGCAGGCAAUGACACUGUGUACUGGACAGACAUGGGCCUGAACAGAAUAUCCCGGGCCAAACGUGAUCAGACCUGGAGGGAGGACAUCAUCACUACAGGCAUCAGCCGCGUGGAGGGCAUCGCUGUCGACUGGAUCGCUGGAAACCUGUAUUGGACAGACCAUGGUUUCAAUCUAAUAGAAAUAUCACGCCUGAAUGGUGCAUACCGCUCAGUGGUUAUAUCUGAAGGACUUGAUCAGCCUAGAGCCAUCGCAGUACAUCCACAGAAGGGCUAUCUCUUCUGGACUGAAUGGGGCCAGAACCCCUGCAUCGGCCGCUCCCGCCUGGACGGUUCAGACCAGGUUACCUUGGUCAACUCAGGCAUCAUGUGGCCCAACGGAAUUUCCAUUGACUAUGAGGAAAAUACAUUAUACUGGUGCGACGCCCGCACAGAUAAGAUCGAGAGGAUCAACCUUGAGACAGGUGAGAGCCGGGAGAUUGUACUGUCAGUGGCCAACGUGGACCUGUUCUCAGUGGCUGUGUUUGGGCCAUACAUCUACUGGUCUGACAGGGCUCACUCCAAUGGUUCUAUCCGACGUGGCCUCAAGACUGACACCAGCGAGGCUGUGACCAUGAAGAGUGGUUUGGGGGUCAAUUUAAAGGAUGUGACAGUCUUUAAUAGAGGCAGAGAAAAAGGCACAAACCCCUGUGCUCGUAGUAACGGAGGCUGCCAACAGCUGUGCUUCCACCUCGGUAGUGGCCGGCGGACGUGCUCCUGUGCCCAUGGCCGCCUGGCCGAGGACGGCUUUGCAUGUGAGCGCUACGAAGGUUAUCUGCUGUUCUCAGAGAGGACCAUACUGAAAAGCAUCCACCUUUCAGACGAAAACGACCUCAACUCACCUGUCCAGCCUUUUGAAAACCCUGCUUUCUUCAAGAAUGUCAUAGCCCUGGCCUCUGACUACAGUCAGAAUGCAGCUCGGACCAACCGCAUCUUUUUCAGCGAUGUCCAUUUCGGGAACAUCCAGAUGAUAAACGAUGACUGGACAGGAAGAUCUAUUAUUGCAGAAAAUGUUGGUUCGGUGGAGGGCCUCGCGUACCACCAGGGCUGGGACACCUUGUACUGGACCAGCUCCACCACCUCCACCAUCACCAGACAAACUGUGGACCAGACACGAGUCGGAGCCUUCAGCCGGAACGCUGUGGUCACUCUCUCGGAGGAAGACCAUCCACAUGUCCUGGCCCUGGAUGAGUGUCAAAACCUGAUGUUUUGGACCAACUGGAACGAGCAGAGGCCCAGCAUCAUGAGGUCCACCUUAGCAGGCAAAAACAUGAGGAUUAUCGUCAGUUCGGACAUCCUGACGCCCAACGGACUGACCAUUGACCACAAAGCGGAGAAGCUCUACUUCUCAGAUGGAAGCCUUGGCAAAAUUGAGAGAUGUGACUUUGAUGGCACCAGCAGAUAUGUCAUAGUUAAAUCGGGAGCGGGAAACUUCUACGGUCUCGCCAUCUAUGCAGAUUUCAUCUACUGGUCGGAUUGGGCCCGCAGGUCCGUGCUGCGAUCAAACAAGUACACGGGCGCGGACACCAAGGUACUUCGAGCGGACAUACCUCAUCAACCAAUGGGAAUUAUAGCAGUGGCCAGGGACACAAACAACUGUGAGCUGUCCCCGUGUCGACACAUGAACGGAGGCUGCGGCGACCUUUGUCUCCUGACCCCGUAUGGGAGGGUCAACUGCACUUGCCGCGGAGAACGUGUGCUCUUGGAUGACAACCGAUGCGUGUCAGAAAAUUCCUCUUGCAACAUCCACACUGAAUUUGAGUGCGGAAAUGGCGAGUGCAUAGACUACCAGCUAACGUGUGACGGAGUAGCCCACUGCAAGGAUAAAUCAGAUGAGAAGAUGCAGUACUGUGACAACAGGAGUUGCCGGAAGGGUUUCAGACCUUGCUACAACCAACGGUGUGUGGCCAACAGUCGCUUCUGUGACAGGAUCGAUGACUGUGGGGAUAACUCGGAUGAAGCUUUCUGUAGCAAUGUCACAUGCGGAUCAUCGGAAUCAUCGUGCAAGGAUGGGAGCUGUGUACCCAGCUCAGCCUGGUGUAACCAGGUCAUCGACUGUGCCGACGCCUCGGAUGAAAAAAGCUGCAACCACACUGACUGCUCUCACUUCUACAAGCUGGGGGUGACGGAAAAGGAUUUCAUCAGCUGCAACUCCACCUCCCUGUGCAUCCACCCGACAUGGAUCUGUGACGGUGCCAACGACUGUGGGGACUAUGCUGACGAGACCAACUGUCAGGUUUCCCAUGGGCAGAAGUGCGAGGAGGGCCACUUUGCUUGUCCAAGUGGGAACUGCAUCUCCAGCGUUUGGCUAUGCGACGGCCAAAAAGACUGCGAGGAUGGAGCAGAUGAAUUCCAGUGUGGUAAACAGACUAAUCUUACCUCUCAAUGA